This is a messenger RNA of Rotaria socialis, 639 nucleotides long. Lineage: Eukaryota; Metazoa; Rotifera; Eurotatoria; Philodinida; Philodinidae. The record is from the annotation of a GenBank genome assembly.
AUGCAACAUUUGAAUAAAAAUGCACGAGCCUGUCCAAAUCCAGAGAUUAUUGCUAGUCAGCUAGCGUCCAUACGUAAUAUUUAUCUUCGUCAAGAAUUAUAUACUAUUUCUAAUAAAAUUCAAGAACAAUACAAAGAACGUUUGCCCGCUCUUCAUUUAGUUUCAAUUGCAGCCUAUGAACAAGUUUUUAACAGACAACCACUAUCACUUCCGGAAGAUUUACGAAGAAAUGCCAUAGAAUAUGGACUUAAAUAUUACAAACUGAAUAUGGAAAAGUUACGACAAGUAGAAGCACAAAAUGGUCUCCUUGAGAUUCCAGAUCAUUUUGUUUACUUAAAAAAAAAUCAUCAAUUAAACGAAAAGAACAUUACAACAUCAGAUGAGUCUACGCAUCUAGUAACAAAUCAAGAUGACUUUAUGUUGAAUUCAACAUUGUCUACUACUGAUAUUUCCUCUUCGCUAGUUGAUACUUCUAGCAGUACAAGUUUUAACUCAUUCCACACUAAUCGAUCGGUGACAACUCCUACUACGACCGAUCAAUCUUCAGCGUUAAGCAAAACUCAUUCUCGUGAAAAACCACCAAAAAUUAUUAUCCGUCGACCAUCGAAUAAUAGUUUGACAGCAACCGAUCCAAAAUGA